UUUGCCGUUUGCGGGGAGAAAAAAAGUCAAUCUAAAACUCUCUAAAUCCAAGCGAGCUGGACUUCCAAACUACAUUGAUGUUGAAUAGGAAUUAGUCAAGCCUGAAACGGACCGUUUGAACUUCCGCGGCUAAAUUACUCAACCAGUUAAGCGUAUUUUAACGGAAAUUAUUGCUAAAGCUUUGAAAACAAAAGCCACCGAUGCGAGAACGUCUUUAAGCAACCUCUCGCCAUAGUUGAUAUUAACUAUGCUCACGCAUUACAAAACCCAAAAACUAAAAACUCAAUAACUUCCAAUAUCGAUAAACAAAGCCCAUAAAGAGCACUAAGGGGAAGACUAUAGAAGACAGGGUUUUUCUACUUCAAAUUUAUAUAUUUUUUGACUAUCAAAACCUCGACUGGCACUUGCCUUAGACGUUAAUUUAGGCGGGAAAAAUCCUUACGAUAACAUUUCAGGAAACCACUAAUUGAGAAUGAAAAAUUUUCAAAAUAUUUAUCGAAAACAGGGUUUUUCUAAUUCAAAUUUUGUAUGUUUUUAACUAUCAAAACCACGUCUGGCACUUGCAUUUGGACGUUAAUUUAGGCGGGAAAAAGCUUUACGAUAAUAUUUCAGGAAACCACCUAUUGAGAAUGAAGGAUUAAAAAAACAAACAAACAAUGGAAUAUAGGAAAUGUUUUUGUAUAUAUGAAUUGUUGCGUAAAUGUUUUGUUCAAUGAACGUAUAAAACUUCAGCUGUCAUGCUAGAAUUAGCCAUUUUAUCUAAGAUAGUUCAAGCGGCUAUUGCUACUUCAUUUUCCUUAGCAAGAAUAAGUAUGGCAACUCUGGGAUUUUUGAUUUUAUUUUUCGUUUUGGUAAUUACUGGAAACUUGUGGAGUGCAGAGGCGAAAAGCUUGACGGACCUACAUAAACUGUUGACCGCAGAUGAAGUUGAGAAAAUCUUUGGAACAGUGACUGAGGACGUUCCGGAGUAUGACGUCAUGCAUCCUGUCCAAACCGACCACCGAGGAAGAUUCCUUUCAUACGAUGUAUCUUAUAGCAACAGCAACAAAGUGAAAAAGAACUUGUUCUUUCGAAUAUCAGCCUUCAGUUACGUGUUUCCCCUCAAUGUAUCCAUCAACACGGAAGAGUUGUUUUCGCCUGAUUUUGUCACCGAGGUGCGAAACAACGGAAAAUCGCAGUUGAGUACAAGUCCCCUGCGCUGCCAUUACGUUGGUCACGUGGUAUCACCGGAAGGACUGCGAGCUAAAGUUGCCAUCAGUAACUGUGAUGGACUGACUGGUAUGAUUCGCACCAAGAGAGAGAUUCUCAUGGUUAGUCCUCUACCAAAGAGACUGAACAUUAACGAGAAUACCAAGCGUGCUCAUGUGGUGUACAGGAUGUCUAACAGACACGCCGAGACGAUGAUACGAAAACUGGGCGUCAACACAAGAUCAGACACGUGGUGUGGAGUCAAAGCACCAGGUGAAACCUCAAAGAAAGAUACGGUCAUCCCAGAAAAACAAGAUCGCGAGGUGGUAUCAGACGUUUCCAAAAGGGAUAAACGAUAUACCAUCGAAGCUGUCGUAGUAGCAGACAAGAAAAUGACACAGUUUCAUGGCGUUGAUCAAAUUAAGAUCUACAUCCCAACCCUCAUCAAUAUGGUACAUAGUCUGUUAGCUGACAGCUCCAUAGGUGUGAACAUCAAGUAUGUACUCAACAAACUACAGAUCCUUGAAACAGACGAGCCUGGCUUAGUGAUCAAUUCUCAUGCUAGUAAAACGCUGUCAAGAUUUUGUCGCUGGAUGAGUAAAGAAAACCGCGGUGAUGAUACGAACCCUGCACACUUCGAUCACGCUACUCUUAUAUCAAGGCUUUCGUUCUGUAGCAACACUGUUGACGUCACCAGUCCAAGGUGCAAUUCCUUAUUAGGUCUUGCUGAUCUGGCAGGGAUGUGUGGUACUGACACAAGCUGUACCCUGAACACGGACACUGGUCUUGGAACUGCAUUCACCAUUGCUCAUGAAACCGGACACAAUCUUGGUGCCGAACAUGACAGUGAAGGGAACAGGUGCCCUAACGGAGUCAACAUCAUGGCAACUAAAGCAAGCGGGAAAGCAACUGCUUUCGAAUGGUCAGCCUGCAGCUCCAAGUACAUCACCAAGUUUCUCAGUGGGUACACCUCAGGUUGUUUGAACGAUCGGCCAGGAAGGUCCGUACCAUUACCAAAGGCCCUUGCAGGCCAGGAGUACUCGCUGGAUGACCAAUGCCGAAGAAUGGUUAAAGGUUCGUCAGGAGCUUGUAAAAUGGCUGAUAAAACAGGAUCGAUCACGUGUUACCAGCUGUGGUGUACAGUAGGGGAUAGUUGUACGACGAUCAACGAGCCAGCUGCUGAAGGGUCAUCUUGUGGGAAAAGAAAAUGGUGCAGAAGAGGUGUCUGUGUUCGGAUAGGCAAAGAAGGACCAAAAGCUGUCGAUGGAGGAUACUCAAAAUGGUCCCCUUGGGGAAAAUGUUCGCACCCGUGUGGCGGAGGGGUCAGGACUAGGACUCGUCAGUGCAAUAAUCCAACGCCUAGAAAUGGCGGAAAAUUAUGCGUAGGAGAAUCAAAAAAGUUUCAAUAUUGCAACAACCAGAAAUGUUCCUCGAACGUUCCUGAUACACGAAUGAUACAGUGCAAGAGUAAACGCAAUCAGAAGUUUGAAUAUGGAGUCAAGUACAACUGGGUCUACAACCCGAAGGCACCUGUACCAAAAAAAAAACGAUGUUCAUUGUUUUGUGAAGCUCCAAUGGACUUCAACGAAGUAAUGUUCUAUGACUUUGGUAAAGUAAAGGAUGGCACAAAAUGCAAUGGUGAUGGGCCGGAUGGUGUGUGUAUUGCAGGCGUGUGUAAGGUGGUUGGUUGUGAUAACGUCCUUGGAUCAACAGCAAAGAAAGAUAGAUGUGGUGUUUGUAAAGGAGACGGUACAAGCUGCAAGGAUAAGACUAUCAAUACUAUAACGAGAAAAAUAUACGACCAGUACCCGGACCCUUAUGGUGCUUACUACCAGACCAUCACAACCAUUCCCGUUGGUGCUCGAGACAUCGAGAUCAAAGAACUAAAGCGCUCAAGUAAUGUCUUGUCUUUGAUAACUCUAAAUGACGAACCAAUCACUGACGAGUAUUUCAAGUCAAAUAAAAAGUACAAAUACCACGAGGCGGGGACGACGUUCGAGGUCAUAAAAAAGAAUGCAAAGGAAAUGAUCACAGCUAAAGGACCGCUGACCAAAGCUGUUAUAUUGGAGUAUUAUGUUGAAAACUGGGAUAGCAAGUAUAAGGUUUCCUACAAGUAUUCCAUGACGUCAUCCACCCCGUCGCGUGCAGUAUCCAGUGACACUACCACUCAUUACAAAUGGAUGACAAAGACCCACGGAUGCUCGGCUGAAUGCGGUGGAGGCAAGAUGUUACUACUGGUUUCGUGCGUGAGAGAAGAUAAUGGCUCACCGGUGUCCCAUGAACUUUGCAGUGCUAAGGAAAUACCUGACAUUGAACAGGCAUCCGUUGACUGUAACACGCGGCCUUGCAAACCAAGUUGGAACAAGGGGGAGUGGGGCGACUGCAGUAAAACGUGUAACGACGGUUCUCCUGGUCAGCAGCAAAGAGAAGUCACGUGCGUCAGAAAGACCAAAGGCUUAGAAGAACUGCUGGAGGAUUCUAAGUGCGAGGGACCUAAACCUGCUAUGGUCAGGAUGUGUGGAGAAAUGGAGUGCCCAGCUGAAUGGGUCACAGUGAAAAGUGGACCUUGUUCCUCGUUAUGCGGCAAGGGAAUCCAAGCUCUAGAAGUGGUGUGCAAGAAGACGGGCACUAAUGGAAGGAUCGUUAGAGUACCAGACGAAAAAUGUCCUAAGGAUAAUAAACCACCGACUACGGUCACGUGUCAUGCUGUCUUAUCCUGCGAAGCAUGAUGGGUAAUGGCCUCUGAACCUUGAUUGGUUUGUCUUUGUUUGAUGAAUGUAGGGUUGUAAAAUAUUGUAAAUAUCUUAAAGGAUUAGAGAGUUGUUAACGUAA
This is a messenger RNA of Actinia tenebrosa (Australian red waratah sea anemone), 4020 nucleotides long. Its product is annotated as A disintegrin and metalloproteinase with thrombospondin motifs 16. The record is from RefSeq and is a predicted model, not a curated record. Gene Ontology annotation, biological process: extracellular matrix organization; proteolysis. Gene Ontology annotation, molecular function: metalloendopeptidase activity. Gene Ontology annotation, cellular component: extracellular matrix. Lineage: Eukaryota; Metazoa; Cnidaria; Anthozoa; Actiniaria; Actiniidae.